AUGUUUGACGUCCUCGGUUUUGUCGCCGUCGUCGCCCACACCUCUUUCGAUCCUGGCUACGGAUGUCAGGGACGGAGGUCUCGGCCUGGGGAUGAGAUGAUGUAUUCGCAGGUCUCUCACUGGCUACGUGGCCUCGCCAGCCGAGCGGCCGAGUACGUAGCCUACUUCCAGAUCUGCCACGCGCUGUGCGUGCCCCUGAUCAAGACGUCCAUCGCCGUGGCGCUGGUGCGCAUCGCCGAAGCCAAGCGGUACCGGUUCCCGCUGUACUCUGUCAUGCUCGCGUCGACGGUGCUCUGCUUCGCCGGAUGGAUCUCGCUCGUCUCGCUGUGCAACCCCACGGCCACCCUCUGGAACCCCCAGCUGGGCACGUGCGGCAACUACGAGAUCAUCACCAAGAUCAGCUACGUCGUCUCCAUCGUCACAAUCGUCACCGACUGGACCUGCGCCAUCAUACCCUUCUUCGUGCUGCGCAAGCUGCAGGUGUCGAUGCGCACAAAGUCCCUCCUGCUCUUCGUCCUGGGAAUGGGCGUCUUAGCUAGCGUGGCCUCUGCCGUUCGCUACCCGUGGCUCAAGUAUUACGACGUCACCACUGAUGCUCUCUGGUACACCUCCCACAUCAUCAUCUGGUGCGUCGUCGAGGGCGGUCUCGACCUCCUCGCGGGCUCCCUCCCGUCGCUCCACAAGCUACGCACCAUCAUCAUGAGGCGCAAGGGCACUCAGAACUCGCAGUCGGGUCUCUCCCAGUCCUUGAACGGGAGUGGCAACCGCGGAAUCAUCCUGGAUCCGAUCUCGAGGCCGGGAAAGCAUGGACAUGGGAACCACUCGACUUUUGCGGAGGGCGGCGAGUGGGAUCGUCUCAGUGACGGCACCGCGAGCGGAAAGCUCAUUAUACAAUCUCACAGUGUCCAUGCCACUCGGGAGACGUCCGGUGAGCGUGCUGAGCCGUCAUGGUUCAAUUGA
Molecule: messenger RNA, 960 nt
Organism: Geosmithia morbida
Lineage: Eukaryota; Fungi; Ascomycota; Sordariomycetes; Hypocreales; Bionectriaceae
Exons: 3
Coding region: 1-960 (319 amino acids)
Source: RefSeq, a predicted model, not a curated record